AUGGCGAACACAUCCAGCAGUUUCAGCUCCGGGCAAGCCGAAUGUGGCUCCUCUACGUCGAGGCACCAUGAUGCCAACGGCUCAGAGGUCCGCCGAUCGGAUCAGCCGCAUGCCGCCAACGUCAACCGGACCACGCCCAACGGCCAUGCGGCGGAACAAAACAACAACAACCAGAGCGGCGGGGCUUCCACAGACAUGCAAGACCGGACCAUCGAAGUUGUGAGAUGGCUCGCUCGCCUAGAGAAUGGAUCCAGCCGCGAGAGCGAGGAGGGCGAGUGGGAGAAGCUUUGUGAAGAGGACAAGCUGGCUUCUGAGAUCGAUCAGAUAUACAAGUCGUCUGGUGGUGCAUCGAAGAAAGGCUGA
Molecule: messenger RNA, 363 nt
Organism: Saxophila tyrrhenica
Lineage: Eukaryota; Fungi; Ascomycota; Dothideomycetes; Mycosphaerellales; Extremaceae
Exons: 2
Coding region: 1-363 (120 amino acids)
Source: RefSeq, a predicted model, not a curated record